CGGCAUACCGUAACUGUGUACAGAGAUUGUCGAAAGUGCCGUGUUCCUUGACGACUCGCGUUCUCCCUUUUUUUCUAUUGCCCACCGUCGCACAGAAAUGGGAAGGUAUGUAAGGCUACUUAGGCUGGCUUGUAAGUGGAGUUACUGUCCAUCAUCUGCGAAGACCGUGUGUCAAAAUAUUUUUACUCUGAUAGUACUAUCGACUGCGAUUACAGUGUUUGCACUAGGAUCGGAUUGUAGCGGAGAUCCUUGCAUGUAUGGGAUCUGUUUGGACAACGAAAACAGCACUUAUUCUUGUUACUGCAUCGAUGGUUACACGGGGAUCAAUUGCGAAAUUAAUUGGGACGAAUGUUGGUCAGAUCCUUGUCUUAAUGGCGGCACAUGCAACGACGGCGUUGCCGCAUAUAAUUGUACUUGCCCCGAUGGUUUCAUAGGUGUGAAUUGUGAGCAAAGAUACAGCGAGUGUUCGAAUCAUCCGUGCCUCAACAAUGGUACCUGCGUCGAUUAUGACGGCGUUACCUGCCAAUGCCUCGAUGGAUAUUCAGGAGAAUAUUGCGAAAUUGACGCCUCGGUCUGCAACGAGACAAUGUGCAAAAAUUCCGGCGAAUGCAUCGAAGGACCCGGUUUCUCAUUCUACUGUCGUUGUCGCGAAGGAUGGACUGGUGUCCUCUGCGAAAUGGAUAUCGACGAAUGUUUGGAAUCGCCAUGUCGAAACGGUGGUCUCUGCAUCAAUAUUCCAUCUUCCUAUACUUGCGCUUGUUUAUUCGGUUUUACUGGCAAGGACUGUGACAAGGCAAUCGUGCCUUGCAAGGAGAACCCUUGCCAAAAUGGAGCGGUGUGUCUGCUGGAAGACGACCGUCAAGUUUGUUACUGUGUGCCCGAUUAUCACGGUGCAUUUUGUGAGCUAAAAUAUGACGACUGCGAAUCGAAAUUCGCGCAAUGUGAUAACGGAGGUACCUGUAUCGACGGUAUCAACAGUUUCACUUGUUCGUGUCCACCGAAUUAUGGUGGUUCCAUGUGCGAGUAUAGUUUUCCUUCGACGACCACUCUAGAAAUGGAAGAUACAUCUGAACGAGAAACGAGUCUAGUUAGAACUACAACUGCCAUAGUUUCGCCUGAAGAGUCAACUUUGUUAAUAGACACAACUGUAUCUUUAUCAUCCACAUCGGCUAUCAGCUUUGCCACUUACUCGACGUCCCCGAGAACAAGUGGUUCUCCUUACACGAAGAGAUAUACGACUAUGGAGAAGACUACGACGUCGAGAUACGAAGGCGAGGGUUCUAGUAGUAGCAGUGAUAGCGAUGUUUUUCUUACUAAAGUUCCAUCAACGAGUUCGACUCGAGAUGAUCUCGUUACGUCGGCGCCUGUAACGAUGUCGACGUCCAUUCUUACUGAAAGUUACUUCCAUAAGACUGAAACAGAAGGUACUGAAGUUUACUUGCCAACCGGGAGAUCGAUCCACGACGGCGAAGUUACUAAAGAGUCUGGUGACUAUGAUCAGACAACAAAGACACAUCCCCCGAUUUCUAGUAGAGUGGACGAAAAUAUAACGGAGUACACAACAACAAGUUCUAGUUAUCGACCUACAACGGAUACAAGUAAAGGCCAAAAGGAUGAUAGGACUAGUACUAUUACGGAUCAUGCUACCGAUGCUAUAACACUUUCUAUUGACACGACAUUUCGGUACACGACGGAUUCUAUACAAAACAGAACGUUCGAUCUUGGAACUACGAUCAUGGAUAUGCCAAGAACCGUUCUUCCUUUAACGACUCCAUCGACACUGCCGCCAGUCUUAUCUUCGACUAUGAGAUUUGACACUUCCACGAUACCUUCCUCGUUAACAUCUACUAGCGCAUCCUUAAGCCAAACUACUGUGACUGGUGUCGAAGUAAAUACUACAGAAAUCGGUGCUUGUCGCGGAAAUCAGUGUUCCACGAGUACUACCGCGUUAACUCCGCGAAAUGUUACUGAAUAUACCGAGGGUUGCAAGACAGAUUCUACUAUCACGCAAGCGGCCUUUAAUGGCAAAUCUUUCGUCAGACAACGCGUCGAAGUAAUAAUCACUGAUACUAAAAGUGCGACGCUCCGCAUUUACGUUAAACUUAGGACGGCAUUUAAAAACGGAAUUAUAUUGCACGUCUACUUCGAUAACGAGAGAUAUUCUUUAGUGUAUUUGGAACUUGGAUCGUUGAAGUUUCAGUUUUCUUGCGGCUUAGAAACUAUGUUACUCGGUGAAAUUGAUGCUAUUAUCGAUAACGGAUAUGAAGUAAGCAUCGAUAUGAGCUUUCAAUAUGUUGCCAAUGAUGAAAACGAAAAGUGUUUCGCCAAAUUGCUAGUCAACGGCACUAUGGCCGUGACCGGCGAACAAAUACUGCCACAGCGGGGAUUGGUCCCAAAAUAUGCUAAUUUAUACAUAGGAGGCAUUCCACUAACGUUCUCGCAUUAUUUCCCUCAUGUAGCUAUGGGGUUCAUCGGUUGCAUGGAUUCCCUGAAGGUGAACGGCAUUACGCGACAUUUUAUUCACGAUUCCUUAGAAACGUUUCAAAUCGAAGAAUGCACAUCAUUUUUGUGUUUAUCGAAUCCAUGUCAGAAUUUCGGCGCGUGUGAAGAGAGCGAGGGAAGAAUUCGUUGCAAAUGUAUAGCGGGGUAUACUGGACCUUUGUGUGAACAUUCGGCAUGCAACGACAAUCCUUGCUCAAUGGGUGCGACGUGCGUAAGCUCUCCGGGAACUGGUUUCAUUUGCGUUUGUCCGCUCGGUAGUCGUGGGCUUUUCUGCGAAGAAGAUGCCGUCCUAGUGCGGCCGGCAUUCUCGGUCCUCGUCCCCGGUUUCGCGUCAUACAUUGCUUACGGCGUGCCUACUUCGAUAAAGGACACAAUGGAGCUGAAGCUGCGACUCAUCCCGCGCACGUUUGAUCAAAUCUCUCUGAUAGCGUACCUCGGCCAGAGAAGUUCGCGCCGUGAUGUCUUGGAUCAUCUUUCGAUAACAUUUGUGCGCGGCUACAUUAUGCUUACGUGGGAUUUGGGCUCUGGAGUGCGAAGAAUUUUCACUAGCGAUUCGUUGACCUCUUUGAGUGUGGCUGGAUCAGCUGGUAAAAGUAAAACAUAUACGGUUCGGAUCGGAAGGAGAGGCAAGGAAGCGUGGCUCGCUGUAGAGGGUCUCAAAAACGUGACUGGUCAAGCAGUAGGAUCUAUGACUCAACUCGAUGUAUCGCCUGUUCUCUAUAUUGGUGGUUACAAGUCUAAAAAUUUCGAAACGUUGCCCCACGACCUACCUCUCCAUACCGGCUUUUCCGGAUGUAUAUUUGACGUCGAAUUGCGUACAGACACGACGAUUCUUCCGCUGACCGGUUCUAGUCCUGCCACAGGUCGUGGUGUAGGCGAAUGCAAUCGUAAUGAAUGCAUUCGCCAUUCGUGCAAGAACGGUGCGGUAUGUUUACAUCACGGAGCAUCGUACAGUUGUAUUUGUACAAAGGAAUGGGUCGGACCUGAUUGUUCCAUUCCUAUUUAAUUCCUGAAACGAUCUUCUGAUGCGCGCAGAGGAUUUCUCCCAGUUCGUAUUAAUUAGCGCGAAGGGAGUCAUCGGUCAGCAUCAAUGUUAUCAUGUUAUGUUACAGUGAACACAUUGUUCUUUUAUUUUAUACAAAUUUUAUAUCUAUUGAUGUAGUGAUUAAUAAUUUAUCUAAAUAAGAUUAGCUUACAUUAGGAGCGUCAUUUUUGGGUCGGGAAGUGGCAGAAUGAGAGUUCAAAUAUACGAAUAACAUCGCCGCUGAUAGACGAGCCUGUAAAUCUUGUUUACUGUACUCGUGAUGCCAUUCCACAUUGCCCCAGUGAGAGAUCUACCCAUAGAGAAAUAUAGAAAGGAUAAUAUAUAUUAUAUAAUAAAAACAUUAUAAACAUAUGUAAUAAUAACAGAUAAUGGAGAGCAGAGGAGAUUUGGACAUUUUUCAUAAAUCAAACCAAGAAGGUAAUAUAUACCUGAUAUUCUUCUUCUAGGCGUGAAAGAUUUACAGCUUCUGAGAUAUUAAUUAUUCUUGCAACUGUGGCAAGAGUUAGAAUAACAGAUUUCAAUCCAUCCACUGCAUAUACAAGACCUACAGAGGGGAACCAAUUAAUAUAUAAAUGCAGAAUGCUUACACACAAAAUUGCAUUAUUACCAUAAAUGCUAUUGAAAUUAUGUGACAACAACUGUCUCGUUAAUGCAGCUUUAGUUUCGAUAGGUACUGUAGGCAUCUGUAUACUCUGAGUACUUGCUAUAUCUACAUCGUAAUGUUCGCAAAACCAAUGUACUAUAGGUUCCCAUUUUUCAACUUGUAAUCGAUACAAUUCAUCCACCUCCUAAAAUUACAAAAAUUGUUAUAAUCGAGAUCUUGUCGCAUUAAAUAUAAUAUUCUAUAUUUUCUUUAUAUUAUAAAAAUGAUAUUAAAAAUUUUAGAAAUUUGUAUAAAUACUUUCUUACACUCGAAUAAAACAAAAUUGUAUCCAUUUCUAAACAGUUCACUAUAUGAUUGACCAGAUCUAUCUUGGAGUGAUUGUGUGGAUUGUCCAAUACAGUGUUGCAUAAGGAUGUCUAUAACAAAAAAUCAGAAAAAUGUUAGCAUAUGUUUACAUAUACUUAAAAUAAACAUAGGGUGCUUAAUAUUGACAAUCAACAAGGGCAAAAUAAUUCACUGUGUCAAUUGUGUACGUAGCUGAAAAGCACCCAUAGAGUAUCAUAUGAACUUGGUAAUGCCAAGCAACUGAAUUAGUAAUGCCAAGUAUUUGUAACUUUAUUCAAAAUAAUUACAUUACUUAAUUAUAACAAUGUUAUGAUACUAAACAUGAUAAUGUAAAGUUGUAUGUAAAGUGAUUAAACAAUUACUCGUA
This is a messenger RNA of Solenopsis invicta (red fire ant), 4863 nucleotides long. RefSeq names its product protein eyes shut (gene eys). Lineage: Eukaryota; Metazoa; Arthropoda; Insecta; Hymenoptera; Formicidae. Gene Ontology annotation, biological process: Notch signaling pathway. Gene Ontology annotation, molecular function: calcium ion binding; Notch binding. The record is from RefSeq and is a predicted model, not a curated record. The transcript has 16 exons. Bases 98 to 3508 code for a protein of 1136 amino acids.